AGCCUUUCCCCAGUAUGAUGCCUCACACAACGCUAGAGAAGCCGCAACCUCCUCCUCCUUCACCACCUCAACCAGCAGCACAUACAGACCCCCCGUCUCACAGCAUGCACCUCAGUCCAACAUCUACACCCACCUCCGUGCCAGAACUGCGCUCCCUUGUGCCCCAUCACCUCCUGUCUUCCAGCCAACAGGAAAGGAGUGCAGACCACACCAAGCUGUCUAGAUCCUACCCGUCUCAGGAGAUUGUUUAUGGUCCCUAUGUGGAGAGUGGGCCUAUGCCAGUGGAGAUUGACAGAGGUCUGGUAGGGAGAUCCUACCUGCCUCCAGCGGACAAUCACUGCAGUCCAGCAUCCACUCGCCCCAGCAGUGGCUCCUACAGGCCCAGUGAUGGCCAGUUUAUCUCCAGUGUAACUCUGUGGGGCUUGGCAAUGAAAACUCUGCAGAAUGACAAUGACCUGGAGCAAUAACAUGGCGCACAGCAUUGACUGUACCUUUUAAUGAAGCACACAUGAAGUGGUAAUAAUAUCAGUCGUUAACAACGAGCAAAAUUGUAUUUACUGAUUUCAUGUUAUUGGUCAACAUGGUAGAAAACUUUAUUUGAUGUUUAAGUACACUAUGCUGAUCUGAUUUUCAGGUUUUCAUUUCAGUCCACCAUCACAGCUUAUGAUUUUACUGAUGAAUUCCUUUGCUUAUGUUAAAGGAGUGCUAAUGAGUGGAACCAUCUUGUGGAGGGUGGUUGGAAAGAAGACCAGCAGACUGUUGUCAUGUCAUUGCCCUACAGAUGCAUGUGCAGCCUCAGUAUUUUUACUCUGAGUCACAGUUCGGUUUUCAGCUAUUAAUGAUCCUACACUGUAAACCUGAACAAGUUGACCACACUCAAAAAAGAAAGAGUAAAGAAAAGUUUUUAAGUAUUCUGGAGCAGCGUUUCAGGUUAUCAUCACUAAUUUGUAGACCCAACAAAAUUUUGGUGCCAUCCCCAGCCACACAUUGUCGAUUGUUUCAUUCCUGUUUUAGUUUACUGUUCUGUUGGGUAUUUCUUCUAGAAUAUGCCCAAGUAGUGUGCAUCAUGUUUCUCCAAGCAGCUGCACCCGCAUGUCCUGUGUCCUGUAUCGACUAACUGUCCACAAACCUAACUGUUAAAACCACCCAGCAGCUGGUAGUAUGUCUAUGGAACAUCAGCAAAAUUAUGUUGUAUUUUUCAUGGAUCUGGUGCAUCAAAGUUCAGAUACAAUGGGGUUUGUCCUCAUUAUGUUCUUUCAUUGUAGUGAGUUACUAGAAGUGAGUAUUUAUUAUCUACAUACCUUUUGUGGGAUGGACUAAC
Molecule: messenger RNA, 1321 nt
Organism: Thalassophryne amazonica
Lineage: Eukaryota; Metazoa; Chordata; Actinopteri; Batrachoidiformes; Batrachoididae
Product: zinc finger and BTB domain-containing protein 49-like
Exons: 1
Coding region: 15-467 (150 amino acids)
Source: RefSeq, a predicted model, not a curated record